AUGAUGAGUCGGGAUGAUAACAGCAAAGAGGAGCUUCAGCAUAAGCAUUACAGGUUUCUCAAUGAGCUGCAGAGUAUGGCCAGGGAAUUGCCUGGUAAAUUCCAACAACGUCUCCCGUAUGACCUCCUCUCAGCACUGGCCAAGGCUCUGUUGGACGGCACAGCUUUUGAAAUUGUGAAAAGUCUGGAGGAAGUGCAGCACUUGGAAGAGAAGAGUCUAUUUACUCAGCGCCUCAAACUCAUCAAUGACCACAAAUCUCAGCGCCAUGAAAUGAAUAAGAAGCACAAGGAACUACUCAUGGAAAACCAGCACAAACCACAUAAUCUCCCUUUGGUUGAAGCACAAGUAGAGAGAGAGUUAGAGACCAUGGACCGGCGUCUGGAGGAAGAGAUGAAGCGGCGAGACAUGAAGAUCAUUCUAGAACUUGAUCAGAAGCUGAUGGAUCAGCAGAGCAUGUUGGAGAAGGCGGGAGUUCCGGGCUUUUAUGUUACUAAUAAUAGGCAUGAUGUUAGACUUCAGAUGUACCUGCUGGAGUUCAUAUCGAGGCUUGCGGUCAAGGAGAGAGACACAGGUGUACGUCCAUGA
This is a messenger RNA of Candidula unifasciata, 585 nucleotides long. The record is from the annotation of a GenBank genome assembly. NCBI's taxonomy places the organism in Eukaryota, Metazoa, Mollusca, Gastropoda, Stylommatophora, Geomitridae.